GGUUGAAUUGUCCAUCCUUGUUCUAUUCUCUGUCACUAUUUUUCGAACCAUGCUGAACACCCUCUCUGAUGAUGCAUUGCUGUGUAAAAUGCACUAGAUGGCAGUAUUGUCCUGUUUAAGAGUGUCACAACAUUGCUGUUUACGGCAGACAAACUGCUUUACGGUAGAGGAAAACACGUCACUCAGCUCCGCCUGAAUUUCGGGAGAUUUUCGGGAGAAAAUUUGUCCCGGGAGGUUUUCGGGAGAGGCGCUGAAUUUCGGGAGUCUCCCGGAAAAUCCGGGAGGGUUGGCAAGUAUGCCUAAGAUGGUAUGUCCUAAAAGGCCUGUCCAAUGGGGGCAGUACUCGGAUGUGUCCUGAUGUCUGUCCUAAAAUAGUACGUGUUAAGACCUGUCCUAAAAUGCUGUGUUCUAAAAAGCCUGCCGGAAAAGACUUACCCAAAGAUCUGUCCUGAAAGUGUGUUCUAAACCUGUCCUAAAAUGGUGUGUCCUGAGAAGGUUUGUCCUGAAAGUGUGUGUUUUAAACCUGUCCUAAGAUGGUGUGUCCUAAGAAGGUAUGUCCUGAAAGUGUGUGUUCUAAACCUGUCUUAAGAGGGUGUGUCCUGAGAAGGCCUGUCCUAAAAAGGUAUGUCUUAAGCAGACCUGUCCUAAGAAAGAGUCCAAGUUGACCAGACUUCCUUCCAGGGGAGGUCGUCAGGGGUGAAGGUGUGUCCACACAUGGGUUGUGGUGUCAUGCGUGACAAAGGGAGUGUUGUCAUGACGACGUGAAGUAGUGGACACACCUCCUGACCAUCUGACUGUCAGCAUAAUAAUGCAUUAUGACGCAGCUGUUUUCUACUGUGUCUUGGAAGGUUUCUCCAAGCAGUCCGCAGUAGGACGGUUCCCCCCCGACAAAGACACUUCCAAGACCAUGGCGUCUUCCAGGUCCUUCUACGCUGCCUUCGAUCUCUGUGUCUGUCUGGGCGUCCUCUGCGUCGUCUUCGUCUGCUUCUGGAACUCGCAUUGGCGCGGCGGCUUCGCUUGGGACGGCACUGAGUCGCAGUUCAACUGGCAUCCUGUCCUCCUGGUGACCGGGACGCUGGUCCUGUACGGCCUGGGUGCCGUGUUGUACCGCCUCUCAUGCACCUGGUCCCAGGGCAAGCUGCCCUGGAAGAUCCUCCACGCCGGCCUCAUGCUGGCCGCCCUGCUGCUCUCCAUCACCGGCCUGACCGCCGCCUUCCAAGUCCACCGGAACCUGAAAAUCCCGGACAUGUACUCCCUGCACAGCUGGGUGGGACUCUGCACGGCGGUCAUCUUUGCCUGUCAGUGGCUCCUCGGCGUGGUCGGCUUCCUCUGCCCGUGUUCUUCGCCGCGGUUCCGUGGCGGCCUCAAACCGCUCCACGUCUGGAUGGGAAAGGUGGUGCUGAUGCUGGUUUUGGCCUCCUGCAUCAGUGGAAUCAACGAAAACCUCUAUUUUGCUCUCAAUGGAGUCUCUGCAGCCGCGUACAGCUCGCUGCCAUUAGAGGCCUGGUUUGCAAACACCCUGGGGGUGCUAAUCGUUGUCUUCGGGCUGGUCUUGUUCGGACUCCUGUCCAAAGCAGACUGGCAGCGUCCCGACGCCAACAACGAAGAGACUGCCCUUCUACUCCGAGAGGAAAGUUCUGGUCAACUAGUCGACAACAGAGUGAGGAUGAAAGAAGAAUCACAUGAUGCUGACAUUUAAAGUGUGACUAAUGUCUCACUUAUGAUAAUAAACAACCACUAUGU
Molecule: messenger RNA, 1743 nt
Organism: Nerophis lumbriciformis (worm pipefish)
Lineage: Eukaryota; Metazoa; Chordata; Actinopteri; Syngnathiformes; Syngnathidae
Product: lysosomal membrane ascorbate-dependent ferrireductase CYB561A3-like
Cellular component (GO): lysosomal membrane
Molecular function (GO): oxidoreductase activity
Source: RefSeq, a predicted model, not a curated record